AUGGCCACGCCGCAAAGCCCACGCAAAAUGGCGUCGCCGUCGCCGCCGACUACGCAGCGCCAGACGUUUUACAUUCAACUCGACAGCAACGUACCGGCGGAGAUCAACUUCAAGCAGCUUGUGGUCCAAAACGCACGUCCAGUCGAGCUCUCUUUGUCCAGCGCGAGUCCUGCAACCCCAACGUCUCCGUCGGUGUCAGGAACAGCGAACCCCGAGGCCGUGCCGUCUACGACGCGUCCACAGCGCUUUAACAUCAUUGAAUACCUCGAGAAACGCUAUGGAAGUGGUGCUGUGCUGCACGAUAGGGACGACAAGGCCAGCGGCAGGGGCGACAGCUUUGACCGUCGAGACGACGACGAUCUGUACGACUCGGAGGACUCGUUCAUCGACGAUGCCGAGCUGCAGCAGCACAUUGAGGACGUGCGGGACCAUAGCAAAGUCAAGACAAAGCACGCUGGCUUUUUCGUGAAUGCAGGCGAGGAGAUUGAGACGCUGGAGAAGGAGGAAGACGACGAGGACGACCCGGACUGUGGUGGUGGCGGCGGAGAGCACAAGACCAAGCGAGGCAAGAAGAAGCGGACCGUGCAUGGAGCGCUGCGGUCGUUCUUAGAAGAGCUGCCAGAGGGCGUGAGUGACUGGCAGCCGGACGAAGAGACGGUGAAGCGACUGGAGGUGCUACGCACGGCCGUGCAGGAGUUGGCAGAGACAGCGCCGAUUCCCAAGGUGUUUCCGAGAUCACUGGAUGGACCGCUGCGGGCCGUCGAUAAGCUCGUGGUGGACGCUCAUCCGAACAAGUGGCGAGUGACGGGAUACUUUGCGACGCUUAUGACGUUCUUGCCGUACACGAAGCAGUACUUGAAGUCGAACAUGCUGAGACUGGAAGCGCGAGAUGUCGCGAAGAACGAGAGGGAGAAAUUGGAUGGUGCUUUUGAGACGCUGGCUGAGCUUGUCGUGGCGUACGGAACGCGAGCUGCAGUAGAGCCAGUGGAUGUGGUGAUGGCAGACAUUGCAGUGGACAAAGAAUUUGGCGCAAAGCUACAUGGAGUGCUUGAGCUUCAGGAUGAAUGGGUCGCAAAAGAAAAUGACUAUCGGCAAAUGCUGAAGACCGAGGAUAAGAAGCACAUGAUGGAGCCAGACUAUAAGCCCCUUAACCAUCGCCAGGAGCGUAAUCGAAUGUUUAACCGGGUUCUCGCACUAUUUCCUUCUGGUCUAACUGAUCUGCAAACACUGCGCGCCUUGAACAAAGCCGCCAAGGCGAAGGUACCCAAGAAGCCCGCACAGCCAAAGACGCUUGCCAAGGGUACUGUCCCAACAGCAAAGAAGAAAUCGACCGAGCCAACUAUCGUGACAAAUGCUUCCGCCAAACGAUCGAUAAAGCCCUUCAAGUCGCGCAUGAUGGACGAUUGUCCACCUUUCGUAGAGGAUGACUUCGAGGAGAUAGAACAAUGA
Messenger RNA from Hyaloperonospora brassicae, 1449 nucleotides. The record is from the annotation of a GenBank genome assembly. NCBI's taxonomy places the organism in Eukaryota, Oomycota, Peronosporomycetes, Peronosporales, Peronosporaceae.